GGGGUUCCCUCCCCACUCCGGGCCUCCUGUGCCCUUCGCCUAGUCAGAGAAGGGUAGGCUGUAUCUCCCUGAGGCUCCUCCCCGGCCCCUGAAACCUUGGUUCUAGAGACGCCUCCGCCUAUUCCCAGCUGAGGGGUGAUGCCACCGGGGAGGUGUCCAGACCCCGAAUGUCUUCGAAUCCCUCCCUGGUAAAGGGAGGGGGAUGCUGCGGGAAAGGCUGGGCGGGGCGCAGGCGCCCCACGCCUGCUCGGAUUCGUACACCACAGGAGGAAGACCUCAACCGGUUGGGUAGGGAGGGUGCACCCCCCACCCGCGACAUCGCGCUCCGCAGUGCCUGGCUCGCCCGCGCACGCUCACUCAGGCCGCUGGGCGGGCGGGGCUGCGCUGACGUCAUCCACACUCCGCUCCCCCUCCCCGCCAGCUGAGGGGCGGUGGCCGCUCAGGCUACGCCGGGCGGCUGUACGGACAGACGGACCGAGGGACAGAGGGACCAGGCGGGCGCUCGUCGAGGCCAUGCCCGGGGAGGCUGCCCGCGCCGAGUUACCGCUGCCUGAGGCUAGUGGGCCUGGGCCCCGCACAGAGCUCUCCUGUGAUGCAGCUGCUGCCACCAUCCUGAGAGAGGACCGGCAGGAGCCCCAUGCCCUGAUCCCAGAGCCCAGCUCCCUGACCCUCACGUUCCUGCCCAGCAAGCCAGGUGCCCGGCCCCAGCCUGAGGGAGCCAGCUGGGAUGCAGUGCCUGGUGGGGCCCCUUCAGCCUGGGCAGACCCAGCGGAAGGCAGCCCAAACCCAACACUCCUCUCUGAGGGCCCCCUCCCACAGGCUUUGCCUGAUGAGGGUCAGCCCCCUGAGGCUCUGCUCACUAAGGGCCCUCUCCCUGUCACCCUGGAGCCCCGGAUUGUGAUGGGCGAGGAGACAUGCCAGGCACCCCAGUCACCCAGGGCAGGCCUACCAGUGCUCAGGGAUCAGGAGGGUGGGCUUACCAACCUGUACCCACCUCCUGAGUUGUAUUCUCAGGGUGAUCCUCCUGUGCCUUUCCCUCCCCCAGACCCUGAUUCCUACUUCACCCCUCCCUCCACUCCCACCAAGACAACCUACAUCCUGCUUCCCAGCCAUGGGCCCCAUAGGGACACCUGGGACCCAGAGGAUGAGCUGCUGGAUGAGCUGCUGGACUCCCCACCUGCCUCGCCCUCAGGCUCAUACAUCACGGCAGAUGGGGACAGCUGGACCUCAUCACCAUCCUGUUCCCUCAGCCUGCUGGCCCCAGCUGAAGGGCUGGACUUCCCCUCAGACUGGGGCCUCUCCCCACAGGGCUCUGUUGCAGAUGAACAAGAGCCCAAUCCCACUGUGCCUCCCGAAUCCCUAUCUUCUGAGUCUAGUCUUUCUGCAGACAGUAGCUCUUCCUGGGACCAGGAGGGCCACUUCUUCGACCUGGACUUCCUAGCCAAUGACCCAAUGAUCCCUGCAGCCCUCCUGCCCUUCCAGGGGAGCCUCAUCUUCCAGGUGGAGGCAGUGGAGGUGACACCACUGCCCCCAGAAGAGGAGGAGGUGGCAGCUAAUGUUCCUGCUCCAGAUGGGGACCUGGCCGGAGAGGGUGAGGAGGAUAGUACAUCUUCCUCCUUCCUGCAGUCACUAUCUGACCUGUCCAUCAUUGAAGGCAUGGAUGAGGCCUUUGCCUUCCGGGAUGACACUUCUGCAGCCUCCUCUGACUCGGACUCAGCCUCCUAUGCAGGGGCAGAUGAUGACAGGCUGUAUAGUGGGGAACCCCAUGCCCAGCCCAGUGCCCUGCUGCAGGACAGUGCCCAGAAGACAGAGCAGGAACAUAGAAGGGGGACUGCUUUCUGGAGCCCAGAGGCCACAAGAACAGUAACCAACCCUCAGGUCUCAGAGGGAGAGGCUCAUCUCGUCCACAGCCAGGAAUCAACUUCAGAAAUGGAAGAAGGCCUUGCUUUAAGCCAAGAGUCUGAAACUACUGUGACCCCUCAUACUCUGCAGGCAGCCCUAGGCCUUCAGAUGGAGGCGGCUUCCAGGGUGCCCCCUCAGGUUGGUGAAGAAGAAGCUGACUCUACCACUGGACAAGCACCUGCCACCAGGGCACUGCCUCAGCUUUCCAAGGAGGUGAUGAGUGCUACCUUAGGUCAGGAGCCCAUCAUUGUAGAACCACAACCAGUUCUUCAAGAAGCAGCAAGUCCCACCUUGUACACAGAGCCUCCUGAGAACUCAAAGGAAGAGGACGGAGUUCUCCCCUCAGGCCUGGAGACUGUAGUUGCAGCCACACAGGGGCUCCAGCAGGCUGAAGGGGGUGUCAUUCUACUCGAGGACUCUCCUGAGGCAGCACUUUCACCCCUUCAGGAAGCAGAUCCCACCUCAGGCCUAGAGCCUAUGGCUGGGGCCACACCAGAGCCCCAGCAGCCUGAAGAGAUUGUCACCAUACCCCAAACGCUUCCACCCCUGAAAGAUGCAGAUUCCACAUGGGGCUUAGAAACCAUGGCUGGGGCCAUAACAGAGCCCCAGCAGGCUGAAGGGAGGGUCACCAUACCCCAGGAUCCCUCUGAGACAGAACUUCCACCACUGCAAGAUGCAGAUCCUACCUUGGGCCUAGAGCCUGUAGCGGCAGCCACACCAGGGCCUCAGCAGGCUGAAGAAAGUAUCACUAUACCCCAGGACUCCCCUGCAACAGAACUUCCACCCCUGCAACAUGCAGAAUCCACCUUAGGCCUGGAAUCUGUGGCUGGGGCCAUAAUAGAGCCCCAACAGGCUGAAGAGUGUGUCACCGUACCCCAGAACUAUACUGAGACAGAACUUCCACCUGGGCAAGAUGCAGAUGCCACCUCAGGCCUGGAAUCUGUGGCUGGGGCCAUAACAGAGCCCCAGCAGACUGAAGAGUGUGUCAUGAUACCCCAGGACUCCCCUGAGACAGAACUUCCAUCCCUGCAAGAUGCAGGUCCCACCUCGGGCCUAGAGCCUGUGGCUACAACCACACCAGGGCCCGAGCAGGCUGAAGAGAGUGUCACCAUACUCCAGGACUCCCCUGAGACAGAACUUCCACCCCUGCAAGAUACAGAUCCCACCUUGGGCCUAGAACCUCUGGCUGAAGCCACACCAGGGCUUCAGCAGGCUGAAGAGUGUGUCACCAUACUCCAGGACUCCCCUGAGACAGAACUUCCACCCCUGCAACAUGCAGGUCCCACCUCAGGACUGGAGUCUGUGGCUGGGGCCAUAACAGAGCCCCAGCAGGUUGAAGAGAGUGUCAUCGUACCCCAGGACUCCCCUGAGACAGCAUUUUCACCCCUGCAAGAUACAGAUCCCGCCUUGGGCCUAGAACCUCUGGCUGAAGCCACACAAGGGCUUCAGCAGGCUGAAGAGUGUGUCACCAUACUCCAGGACUCCCCUGAGACAGAACUUCCACCCCUGCAAGAUGCAGAUCCCACCUCAGGCUUAGAACCUCUGGCUGAAGCCACACCAGGGCCCCAGCAGGCUGAAGAGAGUGUUACCAUAUCCCAGGACUCUUCUGAGACAGAACUUCCACCCCUGCAAGAUGCAGAUCCCACCUCAGGCCUAGAGCUUGUGGCUACAGCCACACCAGGGCCCCAGCAGGCUGAAGAGUGUGUUACCAUAUCCCAGGACUCUUCUGAGACAGAACUUCCACCCCUGCAAGAUGCAGGUCCCACCUCAGGCCUAGAGCCUGUGGCUACAGCCACACCAGGGCCCCAGCAGGCUGAAGAGAGUGUCACCAUACCCCAGGACUCCCCUGAGACAAAAUUUCCACCCCUGCAAGAUGCAGGUCCCACCUCAAGCCUAGAGCUUGAGGCUGCAGCCACACCAGGGCCUCAGCAAGCUGAAGAGAAUGUCACCAUACCCCAGGACUCCCCUGAGACAGAACUUCCACCUGGGCAAGAUGCAGAUCCCACCUCAGGUCUGGAGCUUAUGGCUGGGGCCAAACCAGAGCCCCAACAGGCUGAAGAGAGUGUCACCAUACCACAGAGCUCCCCUGAGAGAACACUUCCACCCUUGCAAGAUGCAGGACUCACCUUAGCCUCGGAGCCCAUGGCUGGAGACACCCAUGGGGCCCCAGGGAAUAAGCUAAUGGCUUCUGUGACCCAGCAGGAAUUAGGUCUGGCCUUAGAACUAAGGCCAGAGCCUGGGGAGCAUGAUGCAGGCCCUGAUGGAGACCCAGAGCCUUCAGCCUUGAACCAGACCCAAAAGGAUGGCCCAGAACCAACUGCAAAGACUGGAACUCCUUGGGCCCCAAGGGAAGAGGCAGGUCCCACCUUAGGCAUGGAGGCUCCUGGUCCCCCUGAACCUGCCUCUGGCACUGGAAAAGAAGUAGCUGUGGACCUUUCAGCACCUGAGGGGGAAAUAUGUCUUGAAGCCUGUGUGUACGUGGGUGAUGGGGCCAAGACCCAUUCGCCUCCAAAGGAGGCCCUGGGGGCUAAGAACAAGAGGAGUGUAGGCCCCAAGCCACCAGCACAGGAAGGUGGGCCUGCAUCAGUGCCCCAAGGUGUGAGAGAGGCUCCCAAGGCAUGUCCUACUGCCUGCCCUGAGGUCACACAGGCACAGAUCCUGAGCCCAGCCAAGAAAGGAAGGGGUCUGAGCAGCAAGGCCACCCUGGAACCCAGACUUCCCUUAGCUGGGGCCAAAGAGGCCAGGCUAAGUUCAGGCCCAAAGUUCCCAGCAAAGGCUGCAUCCAGCCUGGACAGGGACUUCCCUAAAGAGCUUACCCCUUCUGUAUCACCUUCCCAGUGGUUGGAGCCUUCGCUAGGCCUGGGCAAUGGAAAGCAGCCUCAGAGAACACCUGGUAUGCUCAAAUCCUCCCCACUACAACUCCCAGAAAACCCUGCCAGGGGCCGGCCUCGUACACCUCAAAACAGGCUAUCAGACCCUGACCCCUCUGAUCCUGGUGUUCUUGCUGAGGAAGCCCCACUGGCCCUGGGACCCCCUAACUCUCGCUUGUGCCAGAACCCACAGGAAGACUCUGUGGAGAGUGAGGAGCCACCAGCCUCUCGGGGCCUUCACGUGUCUCGGGCAGUAGCCCAGGGGGCCACUGCUGCUGCUGCUGCCUCAGGAAACACCCAGCCUCUGGGGACAGGGCAGCAGAUCAGCCUCUCCCGCCACCACCCACUCCUCAUCCCCAAGGCGGCCCCCACGGAUGCCAAAGACCUGGCCUCUCAGAUCUCGCCACCCAGCCAAGUGCCUCCUCCCUCUGGGACCCAGAGCCUAUCGAGCCCUCAAGGGCUCCCAGCCCUAGAACAGCAAGAGGACGAGGACAGCCUGGAAGAAGACUCACCUCGGGCCCUGGGCUCAGGCCAGCACUCGGAUAGUCACGGGGAGUCGUCAGUGGAGUUGGACGAGCAGGACAUCUCAGCGCCUCAGAUGGUGCAGUGCCCAUCCCAGGCCCCAACAGGCAGCAGUGAGGAGACCAUCGCCAAAGCCAAGCAGAGUCGCAGUGAAAAGAAGGCUCGAAAAGCAAUGUCGAAACUGGGCUUGCGGCAGAUUCAGGGAGUCACCAGGAUCACUAUCCAGAAGUCCAAGAACAUCCUCUUUGUCAUCGCCAAGCCUGAUGUCUUCAAGAGCCCCGCCUCAGACACCUAUGUGGUCUUUGGCGAGGCCAAGAUUGAGGACCUAUCCCAGCAAGUGCACAAAGCUGCAGCAGAGAAAUUCAAGGUGCCCUCGGAGUCCUCAGCCCUGGUCCCUGAGUCGGCACCUGGAUCCCGGGUGAGGCCAGAGUGUGAGGAAGAGGAAGAGGAGGAGGACGAGGAGGAGGUGGACGAGGCAGGCUUAGAGCUGCGUGACAUUGAGCUGGUGAUGGCCCAGGCCAAUGUGUCCAGGGCCAAGGCUGUGCGGGCCCUAAGGGACAACCACAGUGACAUCGUCAAUGCCAUCAUGGAACUGACAAUGUAGCUGCUGGCCAGAAGCUGGGUACAUCCUGCUCCAUCCCCCAGCUCUGCUGUCCAAUAAAUUGGUGUCCCAUCAUCA
This is a messenger RNA of Ictidomys tridecemlineatus (thirteen-lined ground squirrel), 5973 nucleotides long. The record is from RefSeq and is a predicted model, not a curated record. Lineage: Eukaryota; Metazoa; Chordata; Mammalia; Rodentia; Sciuridae.